Molecule: messenger RNA, 744 nt
Organism: Microsporum canis CBS 113480
Lineage: Eukaryota; Fungi; Ascomycota; Eurotiomycetes; Onygenales; Arthrodermataceae
Exons: 2
Coding region: 1-744 (247 amino acids)
Source: RefSeq, a predicted model, not a curated record
AUGCUACGAGACCUAGGCCCCCUUCAGUCAGCAGUCAUAUUUAUCAUUAUCUACCUCCAAGACGCCUCCGCUACACCUAUAGACCCUCAUAUAAGAGCGGACAGUGUUUCACCGGAUACUCUCCUUAAACUUGACAGUCAACCGGGUACGUGCAGCGAAAACAUUGACCUGCAGAGGAAAGAGAAGCUCCUGAUUGGGCUUUGUGCAGGACUUGGUGGUCUUCUCCUCCUCUCUGCUGCAUUAUAUCUCAUCAUGCACAAAAAAAUGUGGUACCGGAAACUACUCUCACGCGAAAAGGCCAGUCGUAAGGCCGAGGAUAAUGGGACGUUACCGUCGACACACCACAAUCUUCCGUGUCACCCUUUAUACAGGGAAGACAUUCGGGCAGCGAGUACUCAGAUGAAACUCACCGAUCCGCAAACUCCAACCAGAUCAAGCCCGUUCACUUAUCAUCCUUAUCAAGCUCAGCAGCCAAAUUCCUAUUAUCAACCCGUAGAGGUUUAUCGAGCCCUCAUGGUACCCGACGAAUUACUAGAAACACCUAUUCGCCCACCUCGUUGCUCGGAACCCAAUCUAGCAAGCUCAGUCAGCUCUCAGGGCCAGCCAUCUACCACGUCUCAGGGCCGCAGGAAUGCCGUAGAUAUUACCGCGCAUCCUGUUCCCAUUACCCACCCAGCUCAGUUACCAAUAUAUAGCCCACAGCCUCGUCGCGUGGGCUUGCCAGUGAGCCCUAAACUUCAAUGA